CGAUCUUCUUUUCUCUCCUCUCGCUCUCUUUCUCUCUGCCCUCUCGAGCGCUCUAACUGGCGGCCGCCGGUCAGCUACGGCCACCACCCCGAGCAAACAACGUUAGGCCUCGGCGGAAUGCCUAGACGGACUGAUCCGUGCGGUUGCUCGCCAGAGCUUCAGCUUUUGCGGUUUGCUCGUUGUGGCCUGGUGCAUCCACUCUUUGCUGCAUGCUUUUAUCUCUUUUUUCUUUUCUCCUCCCGCUUGCCUCCCCGCCUGCCAAAUUUCUUUCCGAAUGACGUCCGCCCCUGGCUGCAAAUCGUAUAUUCUUAUGUACGUAUAGCAUGUCCGUCCGGCUGA
Molecule: messenger RNA, 339 nt
Organism: Bipolaris zeicola 26-R-13
Lineage: Eukaryota; Fungi; Ascomycota; Dothideomycetes; Pleosporales; Pleosporaceae
Exons: 1
Source: RefSeq, a predicted model, not a curated record